AUGGAGAGGUGGCAGCCUCGCCAUGGAAGGAGGGGGAGAGGAAGAGGAAGCUAUUCAUCUUCAUCUUUUUCCCAAUCAAACGACUCUGGACCUUCAAAGACUUCAAAUCAUGUUAGAAAAACAACAACAAAUCUUAGCAAUUCUGUGAUCAACAACAAACAAGACCAUAAUGAUGCUGAAAUCCUCCCAAACUUAAUUGGAACUUGCCCUUUCAUGUGCCCAAUUGAAGAAAGGACACAACGUGAGAGACUAAGAGAUUUAGCCAUAUUUGAAAGAUUAAACGGAAACCCAUCUAAGUCAUCUUCUACACUUGCUGUUAAAAAGUUCUGCAGAACAAUCUCCUCAAAAGAUCUUCGUGAUAUGGAUUUACGCCCCCUUCAAGUAUUAGAAGACACCUUAAAUUACCUUCUAACCAUUUUUGAAUCCAAAGAACACCCUUUUGAAGCUGUUCAUGACUUCAUAUUCGAUAGAACAAGAUCCAUUAGACAAGACCUGAGUAUGCAAAAUAUCAUAACAGGAGAUCAAGCUGUCAGCAUGUAUGAAAGAAUUGUAAAGUUUCAUAUCAUCUCUCAUUACAAGCUUCGAAUAAAUGCUACUGCAAAUUCAAACGUCUCCCCAAUGCAUCACCUCAACAUGGAACAACUCACAAAGACUUUGGCAUCUUUAUAUCACAUAUAUGACACAAAUCAUAAAUCUGGUAACACUUAUGAAACUGAAGGUGAAUUUUAUUCAUUUUAUGUGCUUCUGCAUCUUGGUUCUGAUCAUCAACCAACAGGAGAGUCAUUAUCUUUAUGGUUCAGAAGUCUUCCUUAUUCCAUUAUUAAUUCAAAGGAAAUGAUGUUUUCACGAAGGCUUUUGAGCCUGUUUGAAUCAUGGAGGUUACAAGCUAAAUCCUUAUCCACUUGUGGACAUAUGUAA
Lactuca virosa is the source of this 918-nucleotide messenger RNA. The record is from the annotation of a GenBank genome assembly. Lineage: Eukaryota; Viridiplantae; Streptophyta; Magnoliopsida; Asterales; Asteraceae.